Molecule: messenger RNA, 2775 nt
Organism: Chanos chanos (milkfish)
Lineage: Eukaryota; Metazoa; Chordata; Actinopteri; Gonorynchiformes; Chanidae
Gene: elapor2a
Product: endosome-lysosome associated apoptosis and autophagy regulator family member 2a
Exons: 20
Coding region: 16-2775 (919 amino acids)
Biological process (GO): positive regulation of BMP signaling pathway
Cellular component (GO): membrane
Source: RefSeq, a predicted model, not a curated record
GGGGAGUUUUUGGAGAUGUCUGCUCAGGAGUGCACUCAGUGUGCAGCAGGAACAUAUUCCCUUGGCAGCGGAAUCCGCUUUGACGAAUGGGACGAGAUUCCGGCUGGAUUCAGUAGCUUAGCAACCUACAUGGACAAUGGACCACACAGAGAAGAUGGUCUUUCCUGCACCAGUUCGUCCUGGGUCCCCCAGGGCAGUUACCUGGAGUCAAACAGAGAUGAGUGCAGUGUCUCUCUGAUCUAUGCAGUGCACCUGAAGAAGCAGGGCUCCGUGUCUUUUGACUACCAGUUUGUGGACAACAACAUCUUUUUCGAGUUCUUUAUUCAGAAUGACCAGUGUCAGGAGAUGGACCAGACUUCAGAUAACAAGUGGAUAAAACUCACCAGCAACGGAGAGUGGGGCACGCACACAGUGAGUCUGCAGUCAGGCACUAACAUCCUGUACUGGAGGACCACAGGUGUUACCGUGGGGACUAAGGUGGUGAAACCAGUCUUACUGAAGAACAUUCAGAUUGAAGGUGUUGCGUACACGUCUGAGUGUUUCCCCUGUAAGCCUGGUACGUUCAGCAGAGCCCCUGGCUCCUCCUCCUGUGAGCCCUGUCCUAGAGACACUUACUCAAGCAGAGGGGCCAGCUCCUGCACACCCUGUAACACAACUACACACUACGCCUCUGAGGGCUCCAGUCAGUGUAGGCCUCGUCCUCCCUGUGGGAAGAGAGAUUAUUUCCAGAUCCACACCACAUGUGAUGAGGAAGGAAAGACCCAACUCAUCUAUAAGUGGAUAGAGCCCAAGGUUUGUCUGGAGGAUCUGCCUGGGGCUGUAACACUGCCCCCUUCUGGUGAACGUGAGCCGUGUCCACCCUGUAACCCUGGUUACUUUAACAACAACACCGCCACCUGUACUCCCUGUCCUACCGGAACCUACUCAGAUGGGGUCAAAGCAUGCCAGCCGUGCCCCGCGGGCACAGAGCCCGCCCUGGGCUACGAGUACAAGUGGUGGAACGUCCUGCCCCCCAACAUGAAGACGUCCUGUUUCAACGUGGGCAACUCCAAAUGCGACGGCAUGAACGGCUGGGAGGUUGCCGGAGACCAUAUCCGCAGUGGAACAGGGGGCUCUGAUAAUGACUACCUCAUUCUCAACCUGAAAGUACCUGGAUUCAGGCUGCCCACUUCAGUCACUGAAACAAGCAGUAAUGAAUAUGGACGAAUCACCUUUGUGUUCGAAACCAUCUGUUCAGCUGACUGUGAGCUCUACUUCAUGAUGGACGUGAACAGGAGGAGCACAAACGUGGUGGAGUCUUGGGAGGGCAGGAAGGAGAAACAAUCCUACACACACGUCAUGACCCGGAACGCCUCAGUGUCCUACACGUGGGCUUUCCAACGGACCAACCAGGCUAAGGACGUGCGUCAGUAUGUGACUGACGUGGUGAAGAUUUACUCCAUCACUGUGGUGAAUGCCCUGGAUGGGUUGGCAUCAUCCUGUCGAGCCUGUGCCAUGGGCAGUCAGAGGGCAGGCUCCUCCUGUGUGCCCUGCCCUGCCGGACACUACAUCCACAGAGACACCAGCCAGUGCCGCGAGUGCCCGCCUAACACCUUCCUCUCUGGGCACCACAUCUACGGCAGAGAGGCCUGCCAACCCUGCGGCCCUGGCAGCAAGAGCGAUAAGGAGCAUCGCGUGUGUUUCAGCGACUGUGUGUUCUCUCACACUGAGCGAAAUCUGACUCUACAGUAUGACUUCAGUGCUUUGAGUCAAGCAGGCUCAAUCAUGAAUGGACCCAGCUUCACCUCCAAAGGCACCAAGUAUUACCACUUCUUCAACAUCAGUCUGUGUGGAGCAGAGGGUCACAAGGCAGCAAUCUGUUCAGAUAAUGUGACAGAUUUGUCCAAUAAGGAUUCCCACAGUGAAGAGGAACCUGAACUAACCAACUCAGUGGAGAGCUUCAUCUGUCAAUCAACCAUAAUCCCCUCAGAUGGGCGGGGCUUCAGGACAGCUCUGUCCUCCCAGUCCAUCAGCCUGGCUGACACAUUCCUGGGAGUCACAGUGGAGAAGUCUCUCGGAGGUGUGACAGCUCAACCAGACCUCUUCUCCUCCCCCUCAAAGAAAGUUCCAGAUGUCAACCUCUUCUACCGCUCCACUGAAGCGACGUCAUCGUGUGAUAAAGGCAGAAACGCUGUGGUCACUCUGCGCUGUAACCCAGACAAAACCAGCAGAGGAGACUUAGCAGUGCCCAGUCAGUGCCCAGCGGGUACAUGUGAUGGCUGCACCUUUCACUUCUUAUGGGAGAGUGCCAGCGCAUGCCCACACUGCACUGAGGCUGACUACCACGAGAUAGAAGGAGCGUGCAAAGGAGGAGUACAGGACACUCUGUACGUGUGGAACGAGCCCAAGCUCUGUACAGGUGGUGUGUCUUUGCCCGGAAAGAGAACAUUAGCAUGUGAGACGAUGGAUUUCUGGCUGAAGGUCGGAGCAGGUCUGGGGUCAUUCUGUGCUCUUCUCCUCAUCUCCCUCACCUGCUACUUUUGGAAGAAGAAUAAAAAGCUGGAGUAUAAGUACUCGCGGCUGGUGAUGUCAGCCAAUAAGGAGUGUGAGUUGCCGGCAGCAGACAGCUGUGCCAUCAUGGAGGGGGAGGGCGAGGAGGUGGAGGAGGAGGUUGUUUACUCCAGUAAACCCUCACUACUGGGUAAACUGAAGGCCAUCGCCACAAAGGGUAACGAACAGAGCGGGGAGUCGGUCCAGCUCAGUUCCACCCAGCCUCAGAGAUGGGUAUGGGGAUAG